Molecule: messenger RNA, 463 nt
Organism: Theobroma umbraticum
Lineage: Eukaryota; Viridiplantae; Streptophyta; Magnoliopsida; Malvales; Malvaceae
Source: RefSeq, a predicted model, not a curated record
UAUUAAAAAAGACAAAAUAGAAUCGAAAAUAUCCCACAAAGUAGUUGUCUUAUAUCCAACUUCAUGGUUAAGCAAGAAGAGUUCCCUCUUGAACUCGUGGCAGCAGAACAGAGGCAGAUGUGCCCCAUGUGGUACUCGUCAGUUUUCCGCUGGCCGGACUUCGAAUUCUCUCUUCCGACGUCGGUUUUCAGGUGGCCGGACUUCAACUUAUCGUACCUGACCAGUGGUUGGAGCUUGCAGAGCUUCAGGUGGUGGGAUUUUUCAAUCGUGGAUGACGUGUUGUGGACUUUCGUCACGGUCCUGGAGUCCUUUGCUUUAGUCGCCAUGCUCUGUUUCUUCUUUCUUUUCUGUGGGUGUACGCUUUGAUUUCUGCAAAAGCAGAAAAAUUUAUACACAAAUUUUUGUACAGAAGCUGAGUAAGAAAGCGACUUUAAUCUGAAUUUACAGAGUUACAAAUUCGUAA